AGACGCCGAAUUUCCUUCUCCAGCAAGGUAGGAGAGAAAGGGCCGAGAGCUCAUUGGCUAAAUUGAGGGGCUCCACUUGUAAUCUACAAGAAGAGAUCGAUAAAAUGAUUGCAUUUAAAGAGAAGAACCAUGUUGAGCCACUGAAGUCAGCGAGAGAAGUAAUCAAAGCUUUAUGUUCGCCUUCUGCUCUAAAGCCGUUUACGAUUCUCGCCAUUUACUUCUUCGUGUAUCAAUGGUGUGGCAUCAACAGCAUUACGUCAUAUAGUGUUCACAUUUUCAAGGCGACGGGUAAUGAGGCGCACAAAAAUGCACUUACGAUUGCGUUGGGCGUUGUCCGAGUCGCCUUCACGAUUGUCGGGUGCAUUAUGUGCAGAAGAUAUGGACGGAGACCUCUCACUUUCGUCUCAGCCGCCGGCUGUGGGAUCACGAUGCUGAUCCUUGGAGUGUACUUGUAUUUCUUGGAAGGAUGGAAACAAAACAAUGUGACUCCAUCGUACACUUGGAUCCCAGUGGGCUGUAUCUACCUUUUCAUGGUCUUCUGCACUGUAGGAUACCUAAUCAUUCCCUGGGUUAUGAUUGGUGAAGUUUAUCCAACGCAGGUGCGCGGCAUCAUAGGCGGCAUGACCACGUGCGUGGCGCACAUGUCCGUGUUCUCGGUUGUGAAGACAUACCCGUUGCUGGCGAAGCUUAUUGGACAAUACGGAAUCUUCUCCUUGUAUGGUGCCAUGUCGCUUUUCGGUAUACUUUACUUCUAUUUCUUCUUACCGGAGACCAAAGGUAAAAACUUGCAAGACAUUGAAGACUACUUCAGCGGUAGAACGAAAACUCUCAACAAAAAGAAUAGCAUUCAGACUGCCGCGUGAUAAUGAUCCAGACAUCGAAAAUAGGCCUUAAAAGAUCAAUUAUUAGUCAUUCACGGGUCUGUUAAUGUUUUAUUUGUUACUAGCUGACCCGGCAGACUUCGUAGUGCAUCGAUCGAUAAAUAAAAGAUCUAAACUGUUGUAUAAAAUAAACUUAAAACAAA
Messenger RNA from Bombyx mandarina (wild silkworm), 1024 nucleotides. It is a transcript of the gene ST5, whose product is annotated as putative sugar transporter protein 5. Gene Ontology annotation, molecular function: sugar transmembrane transporter activity. Gene Ontology annotation, cellular component: membrane. The record is from RefSeq and is a predicted model, not a curated record. NCBI's taxonomy places the organism in Eukaryota, Metazoa, Arthropoda, Insecta, Lepidoptera, Bombycidae. Gene Ontology annotation, biological process: carbohydrate transport; transmembrane transport.